Messenger RNA from Mus pahari (shrew mouse), 572 nucleotides. Its product is annotated as histone H4. Gene Ontology annotation, molecular function: DNA binding; protein heterodimerization activity; structural constituent of chromatin. The transcript is spliced from 3 exons. Gene Ontology annotation, biological process: nucleosome assembly. NCBI's taxonomy places the organism in Eukaryota, Metazoa, Chordata, Mammalia, Rodentia, Muridae. Gene Ontology annotation, cellular component: nucleosome. The record is from RefSeq and is a predicted model, not a curated record. The coding region runs from base 15 to 326 and encodes 103 amino acids.
UUUCUGUCUUCAGUAUGUCUGGCCGAGGCAAGGGCGGGAAAGGUCUGGGUAAAGGCGGCGCCAAGCGCCACCGCAAAGUGUUGCGCGACAACAUCCAGGGCAUCACCAAGCCCGCCAUCCGCCGCCUGGCCCGGCGCGGAGGAGUGAAGCGCAUCUCCGGCCUCAUCUACGAGGAGACCCGCGGUGUGCUGAAGGUGUUCCUGGAGAACGUGAUCCGCGACGCCGUCACCUACACGGAGCACGCCAAGCGCAAGACCGUCACCGCCAUGGACGUGGUCUACGCGCUCAAGCGCCAGGGCCGCACCCUCUACGGCUUCGGUGGUUAAGGGCAGCAGUGGGGGCCAGAGGAUGGGGUGUCCUAACCUAUAACCAACCCUGCGUCCAACCAUGGAGUAUAUACUGCUGCAUUUCAUCACAUUGUAAUCCCAGUUGAGACUCCUCAGGACCCGCCCUAUAAUCUCAUCAUCUCAGACAAAGGAACAAAGUGAGAUCCACAUGAAAGGAGAGAAAUGGCCAUGACAAUGAAAGCUAAGGCCUUACUUCCACCCAGGUUUUCUAUUAAAGCAGUGAAU